Messenger RNA from Lytechinus pictus (painted urchin), 4874 nucleotides. Its product is annotated as leucine--tRNA ligase, mitochondrial-like. Gene Ontology annotation, biological process: mitochondrial translation; leucyl-tRNA aminoacylation. Lineage: Eukaryota; Metazoa; Echinodermata; Echinoidea; Temnopleuroida; Toxopneustidae. Gene Ontology annotation, cellular component: mitochondrion. Bases 150 to 2843 code for a protein of 897 amino acids. The transcript has 19 exons. Gene Ontology annotation, molecular function: ATP binding; leucine-tRNA ligase activity; aminoacyl-tRNA deacylase activity. The record is from RefSeq and is a predicted model, not a curated record.
AUACACGAUUGGCAUCUUAGAUAAAAUGGCAGCCUACAUGACCAAGUACAGAAGUAAAUGAAGCCGUGUUUCCUAAGUCUAAGAAGGAAAGAAAAGCUGCCAAAGCUGGCCUAUUUUGAACAAACACUUACGGCACUCCACUUCUAGUGAUGUCAAUCAUGUCACCUUGGCUGAAAUCAAAUUUGCGACAUUUAGUUCAAUCAACCCAGAGGUCACUGUGGCACAAGAAAGUGCUCAGGUGCAUCUAUUCCAAGACAGGGAUAUGGGAAUCUGAUUUAACAGUUGAAACAAGGAAAGAACUGGAGAGCUAUUGGAGAGAUCAUCUUGCUCAACAAAACCAAAAAUCUGUAUUGCGUAAUCAGGAUGAGAAGGACAAGUUCUAUGCCCUGUCUAUGUUCCCGUACCCAUCAGGAAAGCUUCAUAUGGGACAUGUUAGGGUUUACACUAUCAGUGAUACCAUAGCCCACUUCCAGAGACUCAAUGGAAAACAGGUCUUACAUCCAAUGGGUUGGGAUGCAUUUGGUCUUCCUGCUGAGAAUGCGGCUAUAGACAGAGGUCUUCAGCCUGAUGACUGGACAUACAGUAACAUUGACUACAUGCGGAGGCAACUUAAACAGCUGAGCUUUUGUUUCAACUGGGAACGAGAGGUGACAACAUGUUUACCAGACUACUAUCGCUGGACUCAAUCCAUCUUUGUCAGAUUACUGGAAGCUGGUCUUGCUUAUCAGAAAGAAGGCAUCGUCAACUGGGAUCCCGUUGACCAGACAGUCCUAGCGAAAGAACAGGUUGAUGAGAAUGGUUGCUCAUGGCGGUCUGGAGCCAAGGUUGAACAACGACUACUCAAACAGUGGUUCCUGAAAAUGACCCAUUAUUCAAAGUCUCUACUGGAAGGGCUAGAUGAUCUGCCAGAAUGGCCUUCAGGAAUCAAGAGCAUGCAAGCUAAUUGGAUAGGAGAUUGCUCUGGAUGUGCUUUCAGCUUCAGACUUCAGUUACCUAGUAUAUUAGAAGAGUUGAUAUCAGUGCACACCCAGUAUCCGGAGUUGAUCUAUGGAGCAUCUCAUAUCAUCCUAGCCCCAACUCACACACUCCUCAAGAAACCUGAAUUCAUCCAGAAUCUUUCACAAGAUGUCAAGAUCAAGUUAGGGAGGCUGGAAUCCGAGAGAACAGAUGUAGAUCUUGGUGUCCAAGUUCUUCAUCCAUUCACACAGCAACCUCUGCCAAUGUUUGCAUCAAGUCAUAAGAGCUUUGAGGAGAAUGUUGAGUCGCAUCUAGGAAUCCCUUGCAGCGGGGUGGAAGAGGAUGCAGAGUUUGUUCUUCAGCAUGGCAUCAGAUAUGAGAAGGUCCUAGAGGAUGAGAGAAUUAUCAAUUCAGAUCAGCUCACCGGUAAAUCUAGGAAUGAAGCAAAGCCAGUCAUCAUGGAACGUGCCAGAGAGAUGGGGAUUGGUGGUCACAUGACCAGUCCCAGGCAAUUUGAUUGGUUGAUAUCAAGGCAACGCUACUGGGGUACUCCCAUUCCUGUUAUACACUGUCCAACUUGCCAGGCUGUUCCAGUUCCUCACGCUGACCUUCCAGUCAACCUUCCCAAGCUGGACUCCCUCUCAGGAAAGGGCUUGUCCCCACUUGCUGACCAGGUAGACUGGAUCAAUACGCAGUGCCCCAAGUGUGGGGGAGCAGCGAAAAGAGAAACAGACACCAUGGACACAUUUGUUGAUUCUUCCUGGUACUUCCUGAGGUAUACUGAUUCAACCAAUCAGGAGGAAGCAUUCAGAAAGGAGAAUGCUGAUUGGCUGCUGCCUGUGGAUGUCUAUGUAGGAGGAAAAGAACAUGCUAUCAUGCACCUCCUGUAUGCUCGAUUCAUCAACCAUUUCUUGCAUGACCAAGGUCUAGUAGCUCACAAAGAACCCUUCAAGAGGUUGCUUGUCCAAGGUCUUGUGAUGGGGCAGAGUUACAAGGUGGCAUCCAGUGGUCAAUAUAUCACGCCUGAUCAAGUAGAUCACUCAGGUUCUGCACCGGUCCAGAAGGAUACAGGAGAAGAGCUGGUUGUCAAAUGGGAGAAGAUGAGUAAAUCCAAGUACAAUGGUGUCGACCCGGAAGGAGCGAUAGAGGAGUAUGGUGUAGAUACUGUCAGGCUCUUCAUCUUGAGUGGUAUACCACCAGACCUAGAUAUGAUGUGGAAUGUUGAAGCAAUAACUGGAGUAGUCAGAUGGAAGAACAGGAUGUGGGGACUGGUGACCAGAUUUCAUGAUUUAAGAACUGAUAGUGAGAGAAAUGAUACCAGUCUACACAAAGAUCAUCAUGCUGAAUUAGAGAGAGAACUUAAAAUUCAACUCAACAAGGCUAUUAGUGAUGUUACCACUCACUUUGGCUCAGACUACAUGUUGAGCGUGGCAAUCAGUCGACUGAUGACCCUGACCAAUCAGCUGAGAGCAUACCCUGAUGACUUCAUCAAGCACUCUGUAGCCUUCCAGGAUGCUCUUGGGUCACUCUGCAUCAUGGUGGCUCCAAUGGCCCCACUCAUAGCCAGUGAGAUGUGGCAGGGGAUUGCGGGCUUUGCUAACACCAAAGAGAGUAGAUGGGACUGGACCAAAGCGGUGUUUGAGCAAAGAUGGCCGUCAGUGACUGAAUGUCAUCAGGUCAACGUGGAUACCAUUGAACUUGUUGUUAAGGUCAAUAAUAAGACAAGUGUGAAAGUUACAGUUCCACCAUCUUUACUGGAAAACAAGGAAGAGCUGGAGCAAUACUUACUAGACAGUGAGUUGGUCAGAGACCAUCUUGCUACAAAGACUAUUAAGAAGAUGAUCGUUGCAGCUAAAGUGCCCCUUGUCAAUUUUUUGACAAGGUGAUAUUUGCACCAAGAACUUCUUUGAUGAAUCCAGAAAAAAGAGCUUGGUUCUGAAAGGAACUACACCCAGAACGUUAUGGUACUUUUUGAACAACCAGAAUAUGCUGGAGGGAACUAGUGGAGAUGUCGUGCUGGAGUUGUCUUAGACAUCUGACUCCUCACAUGAAGGUCUGGGUUCCAAAACCGGCUUCAGCACUUAUGCCCCUGAGCAAGUCAUUUAAUUUACAUUGCCCUUUGCUGUCUUUCAUAUCAGAUGAUGCUGUUAAAGGUCAGUCCCAGACUUACAUUAUCAUAUCUAAUUCAUGCACGUCUGUUAAAAACCAAACACAACAUAUACAUGUGAUUCUUACAAUUCAAAGAGUUGGGCAGGCAUCAAUUUGCAUUACAAACUUUUUAUAAAGGGACUGUUUGAACUUGAGUGUUCAUAUUUCCCAAGGUGAUGUCCAGAUUAAGGACAUUUUCUUGUGAGUGUGUCACUCUGAAGAUCAUUAAAGCAUCUCAGUACAUCAGUUGACACUUUCUUGAUAUGAUACUUAUUUGACUUUAUGGCAAAAGAGGCGUGAACCUAAACUACUUAUUUACUUUACUUUACUCCAACGAUGUUGUAGGACUAAGCCUGAUCAUCGAUCAAAGUAGAGAUGUCCAUUGCUGCUCUCCUUCAGACAAAAUUACACAGAUGCACUACUUGUGUUGGCAGGGAGGGGUGGCAGGGGUAUCGUGGACAACAAAAAUUCAAUGAAAACACUUGAAAAUCAAAACAUCAUUCAAAGUCAUAGGCAAUCUUCUCCCAAUGCUUAUCGAGUCUAUUCUUAAAUGCAUUCACUGAACAAGCAGUAGCUACAUUUUCUGGGAGACUGUUCCACACAUCUAUCACCCGAUUAGCAAAGAAAAACUGACGUACAUCAAGAUGUGAAUAUUCUUUUCUCAAGCUUUAUUAGUGACCACAUGUUUUACCACUAUUUCUCAGACAGAAAAGCUCAGAACUUGUAUCAUAAAUAGUUCCGGCUUCUUACUCAAGGUAGAACAUUUUCAUUAUUUAGUCUUAAAAUUUUUGCCAGCUUUGCCCAUCAUCUUCUUUAACAACAUUCAUGCCAACAUACUUUGCCUAGAAUCAAGGAGUGCAGUAUGCUUCCAAGCUUUCAUUUAUUUUAAUAAAGUUCAAUUGGCUAUCUCCAUUGUUUAAAACCAAAAUUUCCAAUAUAUUUCCAAUUAUUUAAUGGAAAGGGUUAUGUACCAAUACUACCAUGAAGCAGAUGGGGCUAUGACAGGAGAUCCAUUGGGAUCUGUGUUUGUAGAAAAUUCAAUCUUGAUAAAUUCCCUGAUGGAAGGAAAAAAGCCCAUUGAACUCAAUGGCCCGUAUUCUGAAGUCAGGUUUAACUUAGUCCAUGGUCUAACUCUGUGCUAAAAUUAUGGGAAGCCAUAAGUGUCAAAAUUUUGAUUAAGUUGUAUGUUUCUUAUGUUUACUGUGCUCUUUCCUGAUUCAUCGAUGAUGCAGACAAUAAUCUAUACUUCCUAGACAAUUAUUAAUGAUUUGAGAGCCAAAUGAGCUGAAAUAUGAUAUCUCUACUCUUAGUGAUUUAUGUAACAAUUGGCUAUCCAUACUUAAACCACAAGUUUAUACCUGAGUUUAAGUUAAACCCGACUUCAGAAUACGGGCCAUUAACUUGAUUAUGAGGUACACCUUCUGGUCUGCCCCCUCCUACCAUAGUCGUGCACUGCCGGAGAUCUUUUAACCCCAAAGCCAGAUCUUGUAACCUCCACUGGACAGGUCUUGUGUAGUGACCCGACAAGAAGAAGAAGAUGAGGUACAUAUAUAUUUUCACAUUUAUAUUUGGUGCAAUAUUUAGGCCUACUUUGUAAUAACUCCUGAAAGGAUGACUGGGCUUCCUAAAGUGAAGCUUAGAUCAGUGUAAGUUUUUUUUUUUUUUUUUACAACUAUUCUCUUUUUCUAUAUUGUAUUGUAUUGUAUUCCGUUUGAAGGAGCUUAUUGUAAAUUGAUAUUUACAUUAAAUGAUGAAUUUUGUGAAUUUGA